AUGACCGCUCUACCAGAGCCAUUUGCUUCUAUUCCAAGGAAAGCUCUCCUCCUUGAGCCUUCUCCAAUCCAUCUACUUCCCAACAUGACCGCGGAUUUAGGCGGGGCUGUGAAGAUAUACGCCAAACGCGAUGAUCUCAACUCCGGUCUCGCCUACGGCGGCAAUAAGACCAGGAAACUCGAGUACCUGGUCGCCGACGCGUUGGCGACAAAGUGCGACACGCUGAUUAGCAUUGGCGGGAUUCAAAGCAACCAUACGCGUCAAGUAGCCGCUGCCGCAGCCCAUGCGGGACUCAAAGCAAAACUUGUCCAGGAAAAGUGGGUAGAGUGGUCCGACCCGGGUUACGAGUCCGUAGGAAAUAUCCAACUCUCCCGACUGAUGGGGGCUGAUGUCCGCAUUGAGCGGAUGGCUGGAUUUGGAAUCGAGCAUAAAGACUCGCUGAAAAAUCUCCUGAAGGAAUGUGAGGACAAGGGCGAGAAACCAUAUUAUAUCCCCGCCGGCGCGUCAGAUCACCCGCUUGGUGGACUGGGCUUUGCACGCUGGGCGUUCGAGGUCCGGGAGCAGGAGCAGCAGAUGGGCAUCACGUUUGAUAAUAUCGUUGUUUGUGCGGUGACGGGUUCAACGAUGGCAGGAAUGGUCGCUGGGUUCAAGCUUAUUGAAAAACUAUACCCGGAUGAGCCCAAGAAGAAAGUUAUUGGCAUAGAUGCAUCCGCCACGCCUGCGGAGACUCGCGCACAGGUCCUUCGGAUCGCAAAGAAUACGGGAGAGAAAAUCGGCCUUGAGCCUGAAGAUAUCACCGCAUCAGAUAUUAUGAUUGACGAACGAUAUCAUGCCGGAACCUAUGGAGUUCCCGAUAAACAGACAUGGGACGCGAUCGAGUAUGGAGCUCGGAUGGAAGCGUUUAUCACCGAUCCCGUAUACGAAGGGAAAAGUCUGGCAGGCCUGAUUGACAUGGUUCGAAAAGGGGAGAUCUCCGGAGGGAACGUCUUGUAUGCGCAUUUGGGAGGGCAGCUUGCUCUCAAUGCAUAUUCGCAAAUCGGGACUGUGGCAUAA
Coccidioides immitis RS is the source of this 1053-nucleotide messenger RNA. RefSeq names its product 1-aminocyclopropane-1-carboxylate deaminase. The transcript has a single exon. Gene Ontology annotation, molecular function: pyridoxal phosphate binding; D-cysteine desulfhydrase activity; 1-aminocyclopropane-1-carboxylate deaminase activity. Gene Ontology annotation, biological process: amine catabolic process. NCBI's taxonomy places the organism in Eukaryota, Fungi, Ascomycota, Eurotiomycetes, Onygenales, Onygenaceae. Bases 1 to 1053 code for a protein of 350 amino acids. The record is from RefSeq and is a predicted model, not a curated record.